Messenger RNA from Fusarium pseudograminearum CS3096, 1332 nucleotides. RefSeq lists its product as uncharacterized. The transcript has 2 exons. The record is from RefSeq and is a predicted model, not a curated record. The coding region runs from base 1 to 1332 and encodes 443 amino acids. Gene Ontology annotation, biological process: maintenance of rDNA; regulation of exit from mitosis. NCBI's taxonomy places the organism in Eukaryota, Fungi, Ascomycota, Sordariomycetes, Hypocreales, Nectriaceae.
AUGGCUGCUAUUAAUCCGAUGGACUUUUUGCUCUGGCUGUCGGAAGAGCUUGAGACGAGAGAUUGGGACUCGGCCACCGUGGGAACGCAAAUGGGCCUGACCAUGAACUUUCUGUUCCUGCUUGCGCGCGCCAAUUCAGGUUCUACAACCAAGAGUGAUGACAUUUUCAGUGACGAUACCAGUUCUGGCUGGCUUUCAUUCGUUGUUCAUCCUUUUGUUUGGAUCCUCGCUGCGUUCUCUUUUACCAACGCUUUCUACACGAUCACACGAACUCGCAAGUACCGGCUCUUUCUAGCCAAGGUCGACAAGCCGAUGUCAACGCCCUCUGCGCGCCGCGUGAAAGUCAACCAGUUCGGCGCAUCACCUUCUACACCCCUGAGCUACCUCGCGAAUCUGAUAACACCUGAAUCUGCGGAGUCACGAGCUCAUCCCGACAAGGCAUCGGACGUUUGGGAGUUGUCGAUUUGGGAUCCUCUCCCAGUUUCACUGAGGCUUGCUUGCCUCUUCGGUCCUGGGCAUGUCUUGGUUUACAUGAUAUUUCUCCCUCUGGCUCCCCUCGAUCCCCGGCCGAGCGUGACAGUUCUCAACACUUUGCUUUUACAAAUUCUCGUCUCUGCUCAGCUUCUCUUCUUCUGCUCUCAAUUUGCGCAGCAAGCAAAGGAUAAGGCCGUGAUUCAGGAGCAAGUGAUGAAGGAGUAUGACACCAAGUUUGUUCAUCCUCGUCUUCACCCUACAGUUCGCGAUAUCGGAACACAAUUCUCUAUGGAUCAGCCCAGUGACUACAAGGAAUUCGUCCAAACCGGCACUCCUACUGUUCAGAUCCGCCACGGUUUCCAAACCCACUUCAACCCAUACACUGGAGCCACUGAUACCCCUGACGAGCGAUCGGUCACACCAAGCUCCAACAACGUCCUGAAGCCACACAUGUUCACGCCCCCUACAGCAACUCGACGAUCAGAAGCCUUCAGACCUGCUACCGGCCAAAGAAGUGUCGUGCCUCGUCAAAGUUUACCCUCAGGCUACACAUCGACUGGUACCUCCUCAGGGGUUCAGGGGAUCAACUUUGGUGGAAACAUGGGCAUACAUACCCACAACAGGUCACCCCUCAAAAAGGCCACAAGCUUAAAGGAACUGAACCCUGAAGGGGCGGCAUCUCCGCGCAACUCUCGAGAAAUGGCAGCAUACGAGCAGCGAAAUUGGGGAGCAGGAACGCCAUCUAGAAAGGCAGAGAGCCGUCGAUUGACGAGCUCAAAACUAAGUGGCGGCGGCAAUCUCUUUGCAGGGGUGAAUCGGCAACAAGCACCACCGGAGAGCCGGCGUCCUCUUUGGUAG